AUGCGUUCUGGUGACUGGUUAGUAGAGGUCAACUCUCGAAAGCAAGCCCAGAACAUACAAAAAUUGAAAGCCCUUGCAACUAUUCCAAUCAGCGUCAGCCCCCAUGCAUCCUUAAAUACCUCUAAAGGAGUAAUCACUUGUGGGGAAAUCUGGAAUCUCUCUGUUGAUUAUAUAAGAAAUGAGUUAAAAUCACAAGGAGUUGUACAUGUCCGGCGAAUUACCAUCAGGCGUGAUGGAGAAAUCAUUGAAACCAAACACCACAUCCUAACAUUUAAAUCUCCAAAAAUACCAGAAUAUAUCUAUGCAGGUUACAUCAAACUACCCGUAAGACCAUAUAUCCCGAACCCACUCAGAUGCUUCAAGUGCCAGCGCUUUGGCCAUUCAAAGACAAACUGCCGUGGUGCACUCACUUGUGCCCGAUGCGCAGAAAAAGGCCACUAUAGCCAGCAGUGUGCCGCAGCUGAAAAAUGCGUGAACUGCGGUGGCGAUCACACGUCCUACUCUCGAUCUUGCUCGCGAUGGCAGCUUGAAAAACAAAUAAUAACUCUCAAAAUCAAAGAAAAUUUAUCCUAUCCUGAAGCUAGGCGUAGGAUUGUAGCUCAAACUCCUACUCCUGGCAUAACAUAUGCUUCCGUUGCACAAAGGUCAUUUUGUGCAAACUGUUCUUGCACAAGCUGUGCUAAAAACAACACGACACCCAAGCAACUCAAAAAAAGUUUCCACUUCAGAUACUGA
Messenger RNA from Argiope bruennichi, 735 nucleotides. RefSeq lists its product as uncharacterized. Gene Ontology annotation, molecular function: nucleic acid binding; zinc ion binding. Bases 1 to 735 code for a protein of 244 amino acids. The record is from RefSeq and is a predicted model, not a curated record. NCBI's taxonomy places the organism in Eukaryota, Metazoa, Arthropoda, Arachnida, Araneae, Araneidae. The transcript has a single exon.